UCUUUGUAAAAGUUCAACCCAUUAGGAUGGAUAACAAAAUAACAAAACAGUAUCCAGAUGUCAGUAGCAACGGUUCUCAAGAGAAUCGAAACAACUCUGGUAGGAAUUAAAUUCAAUGAAUCUUGCUUAACUUCGUUUCCUAUUCAAAGAACGGAUCACUUACAAUACAAGGAAGAGUUUCAUCGAAACGAAUUUCCCAGAAAACACUACAAGUUUCUACGGGAGACAGUUGAAGCGAAUCAUAAGCAGGGGGGAUUCGAAUAUUGACACAAAAAUACAAGAAAAUUUGAAAACAAACGAACUGAAGGAAAAUAAGUCUAAUCCUAAAACGUAAAAACGAAACAAAUAAUAUCAAUUGACACGGACAACGGAACUAUUUGUAAUUUACGAGAGGUAGAAAUAGCAGCAAAAAUAUACAAAUAUGUCUGUACUCUUGUGUAUGUAUAUCGGAUUAAUAAUUCCAAUAUUUGGUAAGCAAUUUUACGAAGGUCAUCGCUCAAAUUCGUUUAACUCAUCUGCCUCGUUUCCUAGUCAUCUGAAAUUUAAGGAUGGAUAUCAUCAGGAUAGAGUAUUUGCUACAUAUAUCAAACCAAGAACUGACUCCACGAGAACAUCACCAACAAAGAGAGUAAGAAGGAAAAGGAUGACUAUAUCUACAUCUAAAAUAACACUAUCAUUAAAAUUAAGGAAUAGAACACUUACAAUUCCAGAACAUGCGAAACAUAGCAUUUCAAGGUAUCCAGUAUCCAACAUAAGAUCUUCACCAUUAUCAUCUUCAUCAUUAUUAUCAUGGCAGCCCCAGUCGCCAACGCUAUCGUCUUCUUUAUUAACAGCACAAUUACUGUUCACUCCACCUUCUACCACUUCUUCCAUUCCGACCAACAACUCUAACUACUCAUUAACAAGCCUGUCCUCAACAUCUUCACCGUCAAGAUCGCAAUUAUCAUUUCAUCUGUCAACAGAAAAGACCAAAUUGAAACUGAGUCAAACGUUCAACAGAUCUUUUACAAAUGAUUUAGAACUCGUAUACCCAAUCAUAAGAAAUAAAAAGUCAACAAUGUCUAAAGCAACAUUCACAGCUGAAGACAGGUUGCCAAGUGAAUUAAGGCAAUCUAAUAGUAAUGAGAGCUUUAUCUACUCUAAUAACUCCAAAAUGCCGAGUCGAAUUAAUAUAUCUAUGAUAACAACAACACUUCCAAAUAAUUCGACGGUUUCUUACAAUUCAAGUGAACUUAAAACAACCACCAACAAAACAGCUGAAGAACCGAUACAAAGAGAAACAACAGGUCUUAUAAACAAUAUCAAUACUGAUGUUGCUCUUGCUCAUUCUCAAACUUCAUGCCGAAUGAAAUUGACAACAAAUGAAGGAGUGAUUGUAAAUCGGGGUUACCCUUAUGCAUAUGCAAGCUUCGAAAGCUGCGAAUGGAAAGUACAAAUUUCUCGUGAUUUUCGCAUCAAAGUGAUUUUUGAAGAUUUAGAUUUAGAAUUUAAUAAAGACGUUCUCGAAAUUACGUUCGUUGAUGAGAGCAAACGGUUCUUUCGCCGUUAUACAGGUAGAAAAUUACCACCUCCUAUGGUUCUUGAUACUGAUCAUCUGGCCUUUGUUUUCCGUUCCGACAGUAAAGGAUAUGGGAGAGGAUUUUACAUACGUUUCGAACAGACUCACCAAGAAGCUUCGGUUCAUUUACUACCAAAUCCAUUCUGCCAUGAAUUAUUGACAUCAUCAGAAGGUAGUUUGUCAACACCUGGUUAUCCUUUUUGGCAUUAUUCAAAUAGUGAGUUCUGCUCUUGGGUAAUUGCUGCUCCUGCUAACUCGGUAAUCCUUCUAGAAAUCACAGGGUUCCAGACAGAGAUAUACGACCAGUUGAGUAUUGGUAUUGGCCUCGAUGCUGCUAAUAAUUCUUCGACAGAACUUCUGAAGCUCUACGGUUUACUUGAUACUCCACAAAACACUACAAUUCCAGCUAAUGCUAUCUGGAUUGAUUUCCGAAGUGACGAAACAAUAACGGCACCAGGAUUUCGUAUUAACUAUAAAAUCAUUGAGAGAAAAAUAUGUACGUUCGAGAUAGAAGCUGGGACUUCUGUCGGUUUUAUUCAAUCUGAAAAUUAUCCGCAACCUUAUCCAUUGAAUAGCGAAUGUCAAUGGAUUAUUUAUACUCCAAAUGGAUCCAAUCUAGUGUUAGAUCUCCAUGAUUUUGAUUUACAGGAUGGUCAUGACUUCUUAUUAAUAGGCCCAGGUAGAAAUGCAUUUGUCGAAAAUUUUCACAAAUUCACUGGCAAAGGAGGAUUAGUAAAAUUAUCUAUGAAUGCGACAUCGAUGUGGCUUCACUUUACGUCGGAUCAUAUAUCUGGUGAACGAGGAUAUCGAGGAUUUAAUUUGACAUAUAUUGUGGAGAAUGAAGAAACAGCAAGUAAUGUUGAACCUGGAAACUACCACAGAGGAGAUAUUGGUUUUAUGGUGACAUUGAAUCAGACUAAUAUACCCGAAGACCAUCAACUGAUUGCAAUCAAAAUAAAUUCCUCAACUGACAAUGCACAUUUGGUAAUUCGUCUAAUGAACUUAACGUCACUGAAGGUAAAAAAUGUUUUCCGUCAGCUGCCAAUGAAUCUUAACCAUCUCUACCGGAAAUUUUGUGCUACGGUCACUAAGUUACAGUGCAACACAAUAUAUGAUAAUAUAGACAUCCUUUCCUUGACGGACAUUGCCGAUCACACGGAAAUAUCUUUUGUUGUGAGGCCGAGGAUAUCAAAUAUUUCUGCAACAAUAAACAGAGAAUUUCAAAGUUUCUUGAACAGAGAACCACAACUGAAAUCCCUAAUCCUUAAAAAUAUACAGACUGACCCUGAAAAUGAAGCAGUGAAUACGAAUUUACCAUCUCGGAUUAUAAUUAUCAUAGUAUCUGUGGUAUUUUUCGGUGUCUUCAUCAUGUUGAUGCUCUCAUAUUCCAUGCUGAGAAAGAAGGCGAAGUCUCAAUUGAUAAAUACUACACCCUUUCAAAGGCGGCAACCCAAAUCCAUUUUGGCUGAAGAAAACUUCAAUAUACCUGAAAUUAACGGUACAUCUUUCGUGAAAACCGAAGAGAACUGGGAAGAAGAGAAGGCUACUGUUUUCGAAGUAAAUGACACAUCAUCAAAACCAUCCAGUUCUGAGUUUAAUUCAUAUACAAUGUGUAACAGUAAACCUUCAAGAUCUUUUCAGGGAAAGGAAAUUCAUUGUGAAAUGAUGACUUGUAAAAUUCACAGAGAACGUCCCAAUUGUAAAACAUUUUUAUGCAUGAAUUCUGAUGAUUCGAAAAUCAAGACAACAAUUGAAGGAACCAUUCCAGUUUCUUCGGAAAGGUGCCCAAAGUAUGAUAAAAAAGUGAUGUCAGAAACAUCUAGGAAAGAUUUCAGGAGAACAUGCCGGAGAGUGGUCCAUGCAAUUGUGCUGACAAAUACUGCCAACAUCCUUUGGAAAACCCUAUCCAUUUAAAAGUCUGUGUUGUAUUACAGAAAGAUAUUUUGCUACUGCCCCUGUUCCUUCCCUUCCCCCACGCUUUCAGUCAUACUGUAACAUCUUUUAUCCUUCAGUCACCCUAGAACGGCAAGGAAUUUGGUUAGUAAAUAUAACUACUUGGGAAUUGAGAUACAGAAAACGUGGCUUCUCAGAACGAAAGCUGUGCCUGUUUUUGUAGCUGCUCUAUGUAUGAUAAAGAAGGGAUGUCAGAAACAUUUGGAU
Messenger RNA from Octopus sinensis (East Asian common octopus), 3718 nucleotides. RefSeq lists its product as uncharacterized. Bases 422 to 3472 code for a protein of 1016 amino acids. The transcript has 12 exons. The record is from RefSeq and is a predicted model, not a curated record. Lineage: Eukaryota; Metazoa; Mollusca; Cephalopoda; Octopoda; Octopodidae.